This is a messenger RNA of Poeciliopsis prolifica (blackstripe livebearer), 1285 nucleotides long. It is a transcript of the gene grm1b, whose product is annotated as glutamate receptor, metabotropic 1b. The transcript is spliced from 3 exons. The annotation marks the transcript as partial. The record is from RefSeq and is a predicted model, not a curated record. Gene Ontology annotation, molecular function: adenylate cyclase inhibiting G protein-coupled glutamate receptor activity; G protein-coupled receptor activity involved in regulation of postsynaptic membrane potential. Gene Ontology annotation, biological process: G protein-coupled glutamate receptor signaling pathway; regulation of synaptic transmission, glutamatergic. Gene Ontology annotation, cellular component: postsynaptic density membrane. NCBI's taxonomy places the organism in Eukaryota, Metazoa, Chordata, Actinopteri, Cyprinodontiformes, Poeciliidae.
GCACUCAAAUCAGGGACACUGCAGCGACUAUGACCCGCUUUUAAGAUGCAGUGAGGAAAGAGGAGAAGAAGGGGGCAUCAGUGCAGAUGGGAAAGAGAGAGAGAGACCGAGAGGGAGGGAGGGAGUCUCUUGGUAAGGAGAAGCUGGGGUUCAGUCUGGCUGCAUCACAGGAGACACAGAGCCCGCAUACCCGGAGCUGCCUGUCGCAGGUUACAGGCACUGGAGAGGAUCCCGUGAAGUUCCCAUUGGAUCCACGCGGGAUUAAUGGACCUCUACUAUGGCCCAAAGGAGAUGAUCAUACACCCAUCACUUGUUGUACAAUGACAAGCAUGAUUUACCUGACUGUAGUAAGCAUUUUGUACUUGCCCAUUUUACUCUUUGAGGCAUUCGUCUUGUCCAAAGGCAAGUAUGAGAGGUCAGUUGUCCCAAGCUCUGCCUCCCGCCUGGUGGCUCGAAUGGAUGGGGAUGUAAUAAUAGGCGCCCUGUUUUCUGUACACCACCAGCCAUCAGCGGAGAAGGUUGCUGAGAGGAAAUGCGGAGAAGUCCGUGAGCAGUAUGGCAUCCAGAGAGUGGAGGCCAUGUUCCACACCCUGGAUCGAAUAAACUCGGACCCCAACCUGCUGCCCAACAUCACCCUCGGCUGUGAGAUCAGGGACUCAUGCUGGCAUUCCUCUGUGGCCCUGGAGCAGAGCAUUGAGUUCAUACGGGACUCUCUCAUCUCCAUCCGAGACGAUACAGAGGGCUCCAAGUGGUGCAUUGAAGGGUCACCCUCCAGCCAGCCGCCUCCGACCAAGAAGCCCAUCGCAGGAGUCAUCGGUCCCGGCUCAAGCUCGGUUGCAAUUCAAGUCCAGAACCUUCUGCAGCUGUUCAACAUCCCGCAGAUUGCCUAUUCUGCAACAAGCAUUGACCUCAGUGAUAAGACGUUGUUCAAGUACUUCCUCAGAGUUGUGCCCUCGGACACUCUGCAAGCCAGAGCCCUGUUGGACAUUGUCAAACAGUACAAUUGGACCUAUGUGUCAGCAGUACACACAGAGGGUAACUACGGCGAGAGCGGGAUGGAAGCGUUCAAAGAGCUCGCCUCGCAGGAAGGGCUCUGCAUCGCUCAUUCCGACAAGAUCUACAGCAACGCCGGCGAGAAGCACUUCGACCGGCUCCUCAGGAAGCUGCGGGAGCGCCUUCCCAAAGCCAGGGUUGUUGUCUGCUUCUGUGAAGGCAUGACGGUCCGCGGGCUGCUCAUGGCGAUGAGGCGCCUCGGAGUGGCGGGAGAGUUCCUCCUAAUUGGCAG